AUGGCCGCGCUAGCCGCAGCCACGAACAUCAAUGGAGUCACCUGCGUCGUGCCCGCGUUCAACGCGUCACAGACGAUCGACGCCUGCCUCGCGUCGCUGCUCGCCCAGCGCACGGACCUCGAGCUCGAGGUUCUAAUCGUCGACGAUGGGUCUGAAGACGGCACUUCCGUGAAAGCGCGACAGUGGCAGGCCCGCUUCGCACGACUACAGAUGAGCCUCCGCGUCAUCCGACAAGAGAGGAACGGCGGCGCGGCGCGCGCAAGGAACGUUGGAAUAGAGCACGCGUCAUACGACUGGAUUUUAACUUGUGAUGCGGACGACACGAGCCGGCCGCGGCGCGUCGCGGCGUUACGACGAGCGGCCGAAACGCAACCUGACGCGAAGAACACCCUCUUCGGGUCCCGUUUUUCACGACACCCGCCCAACGCGACGGCGCGUUAUGCAGCGUGGGCCAACUCAUUAUCUUCAGAGCGGCUGUUCCUCGAAAGGUUCCGCGAGUGCACUUUAAUUCAACCCACAUGGUUCUUCCACCGGGCCUUAUGGAGAAGCGCGGGCCGCUACGAUGAUAAUGGAGCGACGUGCGACGAUUUAAGAUUUUUUUUGAGACACGUGGGCCGCGGCGGCCGCCUUUUUCGAGUUGAGGAGGACCUCGUCGUUUAUACGCUGUCUGAGGGAUUGUCGUCCAUGACGCAUCGCAAGGAACUGGUCAAGUGUCGCGUCGCGGCUUUUGUGAAGCAAAUCCUGGACGGGAUGUGGAAAGGCCGGAAAAUUCACGUCUGGGGCGCGGGCCGCGACGGGCGCUGCUUUUUGAACGAGCUCGCGUUGCUAGGCCGGGCUUCGGUGGUUGAGGCCCUAUAUGAUGUUGAUGACGCGAAGCUCGGGACAUACCACAACGGCGCGACGGGCCUGUCGAUGCCCGUGCGGCACGUCGACGAGAUCCGCGCGCCAUUUGUCGUGUGCGUGUCGAUGCGCAAUCCGGAGCUCGUUUCUUUCGUGCGAGCCGCUGCUAAAAAGCUCGGCGCGAUUGAAGGGACGGACUAUUACCAUUUUAACUAA
Molecule: messenger RNA, 1056 nt
Organism: Pelagomonas calceolata
Lineage: Eukaryota; Pelagophyceae; Pelagomonadales; Pelagomonadaceae
Source: the annotation of a GenBank genome assembly